Geodia barretti is the source of this 2306-nucleotide messenger RNA. The record is from the annotation of a GenBank genome assembly. Lineage: Eukaryota; Metazoa; Porifera; Demospongiae; Tetractinellida; Geodiidae.
AGAAGGAGGGGGCGGGGGGCUAUGCGCGUGGUGCAUGCUGGGUUCAAGAAAAUGUUGUGUGCGUGGAAAAGGCUGCGGAUCCUGAGGCGCUACUCCUCCGCUACAGGGAGAGGAAGUCAUAAGCACAGAGUCACAUGCACUAGCCUCUUCUUGCCCAGGGCGCAGCCUGACUCCCAGCAGGCCUCAAUAAAAAGCCACAAGCUGCUGCUGGAUGCAGGGCUGAUUCGCCAGUCGUCUGCCGGUGUCUACCACCUACUGCCACUGGGUCUGAGGGUCCUGGAGAGACUGGUGGUCCUGGUGAACCAUCAUAUGGAGGCCAUCGGGGCAUCCAGGAUGGCUCUGCCCAUACUCAACCCCGCUACUCUGUGGAAGAAGUCAGGCAGGUGGGAGACGGUCGGGUCUGAACUGUUUCGCUUGAAGAGCAACACAGGUGCAGAGUGCUGCGUUGGACCUACUCACGAGGAGUCAGUCACAGAGCUCGUAGCCAGUGAGUUGACGUCACAUCGGCAGCUGCCACUCAGGCUUUACCAGGUGGACAGGAAGUUCCGAGACGAGAAGAGGCCUCGUGGUGGCCUCCUCAGGUGUAAAGAGUUUUGGAUGAAAGAUAUGUACACGUUUGAUGUGAGUGAAGAGGCAGCUACUGCCACUUACCAUGAGGUGUGUGAGGCGUACGAGAGCAUCUUCAGGACCAUCAGUCUCCCAGUGAUGAGAGUGAAUGCCGCCACUGGUAAUAUCGGAGGCUCCCUCUCCCACGAGUAUCACGUGGUGUCCCCUGUCGGUGAAGACACCCUGGUCCUGUGUCACAGCUGUGGUAGAGGCUUCAACAAGGAGCUGCUCAGUACAGUCGUAGGAGGUGUGGAAGGAGAUUGCCUGCCUGGCUGUCCACAGACAUCUCCAAGAGAAUGCCGGCUGGAAGAAGUGAAGGGAAUUGAAGUUGCUCACACCUUUUACCUUGGAACCAAGUAUUCUUCACUGUUUGGAGCUAAUUUCAGUGACCAUACCAACAGAGAAAGGCUGUGUGAGAUGGGCUGCUUUGGAAUAGGCGUCUCUCGUCUGUUGCAGGCCGUGGUGGAGCACAGCUGCAGUGUCCACGGCAGUGAGGGCAUCUCCUGGCCCCUCUCCAUUACCCCCUUCACUGCCUGUGUGCUUCCACUCACCACUUCACCUGAGGAUCCUAGUGACUCACUCAUGGUGAAAGCCCAUCAACUCUACGACCGUCUCUCGGAGGAGGCGUGCCCGGGUCAUGUGAUCCUGGAUGACCGCACCCACCUCACUAUGGGGGCUCGUCUCAGGGACUCUCAGAGACUGGGCUAUCCCUGCACCAUUGUUAUUGGCCACAAGACUGGAGAAGGAGAGUAUGAGGUGAGGCUGGCGAAGAAGAGUGGACUAGAGACUUGUCUGCUGACUGAGCACCAAGUCCACCAGACUGUACACGACCUCUAUACUCUUGCCACUAAUCUUGACUGAUUUUAGAGGAAUCUGUUCAUCUACACUUGUGCUCAUGGAUCAUGUUAAUAUUGCAGUUUGUUACAUGUGUAUUAAAUGUAUUGAGGAGUCAUCUAUAGGAACGUGGAUGAAGGUUGCAGGGUGUCAUUGGUAAAGGAGGGGGGUUCUUCAUAGAUGUGAUCAUGAGUGGUGGUGUUGGAGGUGUUGGGCACAGCGGGAGGUGCAGGCUGGAGGUGUAGGUAGUCGUCAUUGUCUGACUCUUGAGCAAGCAGAACGGACCUCACAGCCAGGUUGCGUGCCCAGAGUGCCUCUCUCGCAGCGCUGUCGUCGUGGGCUCUGAAGCUGUCGUAGGUGUGCGAGUCGAGUGAGGUGAGUGUCCCGGUCCUAUUGUGGUCUUCGGCUUGCAGGUUACGUAUCAUUGUGCCUGAUCUGUCUGACAGUGGCUUUGCAGUGGCUUUGUAGUAGUGGUGUUUGUGAUGUCGGUAGAAGCAGCAGAAGGCUACCACUAUAGCAGUGAGAGCCAACAGACUGAGUGUAGCGAGGGCUGCCAUGGCCAGGAGCAGACUCAAAUACAGGGACUCUCUGCUACGCUGUGAACGACCUGUGUAGCUCCAGGACAUAUACAUGAUGUAUUAGCAUCUGUGAUUAAAACCGAGGCUAGAAGAGGUUCUUGCAGUUGGACUGCUGGAGUAGUGCCAGUGAUGGUCAUGUUGAACUGGACAUCUUCCCUGCAUUCGUAGACUGUGAAGGUGUCCACGAAGAGACACUGACGUCUGUCGACUCUGCUGCCUCUCUGGAACACCAGCGUGGUAGUGGGUCCCACUCUGUCUCCCAGUCCAAAGUCAGUACCCAGCACUGCA